UGCUAUCGUGCUCCAAAACAAAUGCUAGUCCUACCAUGCAAAUUGAUGUAGCAAAAUUUAAUUAACACGUUAAAAAACAUGAAAUUAAAACGUUACAUUAAUCAUUUGUGGUUGCGGCAUCGCAAUACAGAUGAAAAUUGGUAUACAUAUUUGUUUUUUGCGGUGCUACGAGUUGUUCUUGUAUUUAUACCCCAAAAGGGCUAUGUACAUCCGGAUGAGUUUUUCCAAUCCGUGGAAGUGAUGACUGGUGAUCAUUUCCAAUUAGAGCACGUACGCACUUGGGAAUUUAACAAUACUAUGCCGGUACGUAGCAUAACGUUGCAGUUUGUACUUUUACGUGUUCCCUGGAGUUUUAUUGAAUUCGUCGCUUUAUACAUGCGUCACUAUUGGGAUAUAGAAUUAUUACAAAGUUACACCUACUUAGUUUUUCCACGUUUCAUAAUGUGUGCGCUGUCUUUUAUCAACGAUUGGAGCAUGUACCGCAUAUGUCGAUUAUUCAGCUUAAACUAUGAAAUACGUCUGCUGGCGCUAGGCAGUUCUUGGGUUAUGUUAAUUUUCAGCACACGCACAUUUUCCAACACCAUAGAAUUGGCUUUGUGCUCACUAUUGCUCGCACUUGUGGCCGAAUGCAUGAUAAAAACCAACACUAUUAUUUACAAGAAAGAAAUGCUGGAAGAACGUUACGACAAUGCAAAAUCUAUAAGUGAACGUGUUAGAAUGUGGCGACUGUGUAAAUCCCUACCAGCACACAACUACUCUCAUACAGUGCUUGUGGCCAGCAUUUGUGUUGCGGGUGUCUUCAAUAGGCCCACAUUUAUAGUGUAUGGUGCACCAAUGGUAUUUUAUUGGAUGCUUCGUGGCAUGGGUACGAAAACGAUAACUUUUCGAGAUUUUAAUUUUCGUAUGCUGUUGUUCUGCCUAAGCGCUCUACCAGCACUUGUAUUCUUCAUAAUUUGCGAUUCAUUUUAUUACAAAUACUUAACGGUUGGCGAGCUGCAAAUGUUGCAAUUGAGCAUUAACAAUUUCGUUAGUACACCUUGGAACUUUAUUAAAUAUAAUUUAGAUGCGAAAAACACCGCCGAGCAUGGCAUACACCCGAAAUAUGUACACUUUUUGGUUAAUAUACCACUGCUGUACAACGUACUCGGUAUUGUGACUAUUGUAUCGUUUGCGUAUCUUUUAUUUCGCUUUCUGCGCGCUGAGUACCAGGGUUUGCCGCGUGCGCAGAGCAUUAUUAGUUUAAUGACUAGCGCAAUAUUUGUGCCACUAAUUUCUUUAUCACUUAUUAAUCAUCAGGAGCCACGUUUUCUUUUGCCACUACUUUUUCCUAUCGUACUGUUACACGCGCCCAAACUUUACCAUGGUCUUUGUCCAAACUACCCUUUCAAGGAGGAACAUCCGUUACUGCGCAAAAUUUACAAUAUGCUGCUUUGUCCUCAAGCAUCGGCACGGCCAUUAAUGAAAACCUGGUACAUGUGCAAUAUAGGGCUUGCCAUCUUUUUUGGGUUCCUUCAUCAAGCCGGUAUAUUUCCACUCACACAACAUUUUGAGACGAUCAUGCAAAACAAAUCACCCGCGCAGCAUAUACAUCUCGUUACUUCGCACAUCUACAAUGUACCAUUGACUUUUAUCAAUAUUCCUAGCGCACAAGUGAUGCAUUUAAAUCGCGAAACUGGGCGGCGCUACCGGCGACACAAAGAUUUCUACAUCUACGAAUAUGGUAGUCUGGACAUGCCACAUCUGUUGGGAAAAAUUAAGCUUAUCCUGUCAUAUUGCGAAAAUAAAUACGUGGCAAAACAACAGCAGUACGGCCUCUAUUUAGCUUUGCCCACUUCACUAAGUGACAGCAUGCUCGCAGAAUUCCAAACGCUUGGCGCUACCACAAAUAUUCGCACUCAACUAAAACAUAUUUUUUACCCACAUAUAUCGACAGAAGCGCUACCACGCUUUCAUUUUAAACAACAUUCUUCUAAAGCAACUGCCGACUCCAUGUUAAGCUACAGUUAUGUAAGCAAACAGUUGUUAUCCUUCGUUCGUGAAUUCGGAUUAGUGCUAUACGAGGUGCAACCUGCAAGCAAUAGUCAGUCGGAUAAGCUGCAUACCGUUAAGAUGUCCAAACGGAAAAUUUAAGUGCUUUGAACAAAAACGACAUCAAAAUUUAACUAAUAUACUGAAAGACACUCAUUCUAGUCAUGAACUACAUAUGUA
This is a messenger RNA of Bactrocera latifrons, 2208 nucleotides long. It is a transcript of the gene PIG-Z, whose product is annotated as GPI mannosyltransferase 4. Bases 79 to 2130 code for a protein of 683 amino acids. NCBI's taxonomy places the organism in Eukaryota, Metazoa, Arthropoda, Insecta, Diptera, Tephritidae. The record is from RefSeq and is a predicted model, not a curated record. The transcript has 2 exons. Gene Ontology annotation, biological process: GPI anchor biosynthetic process. Gene Ontology annotation, molecular function: alpha-1,2-mannosyltransferase activity. Gene Ontology annotation, cellular component: endoplasmic reticulum membrane.